UUACAAAAGCAACCAAACGAAGAGCAGAACUCCGACACAGUUUCCACUCCACUCCAACGCAGUUCACUUUGUUACUCGCCAGAACUCAAAAGGAAGACCGACGACGAAGAGCAACCAAACGAAGAACGGGCAACGCAACACCACCGACGAGGAAGACCUUCAGCAAACAUCCACAUUGAGAAUCGGAAUUGAGAAUUCCUUUGUUUGAUUUCUUCUCAUUUUUCCCAAGAAGAGAAUUCAGAGGUUGGGUUCGGAGAUCUAUCUAGGGUUUCUUCUUCCUUGCUUUUUGUGCAGUCUUUGAUCGCAGAUGGAGGCCCUUUACUCAAAGCUCUACGACAAGUACACCAAACUCAAGACUGAAAAAGGGUCUAAAAUAGACGAGUUCAACCGCGAGCAGGAAGCCAAAUUUAUGAACUAUGUCUCUGCUGCGGAGGAAUUGAUAGAGCACUUAAGAAAUGAAAAUGGCAGGUUACAUGGACAAAUCAAUGACUUGAGAAGUGAAGUGGCUUCAAUCAGAUAUACAAAGGACAAUCAACUUGCUGAGUAUCAAAAGCUUUUAAUGGAAGAGAGCCAGAAGAGUACAAAGCUUUUAGAAGAAAUUGAGGGGCUUAAGAACCUGCAACUUGAGGGACUUUGUUGCAGUGCAAGGGAAGACAAAAUCGAAAAUGAACAACUGCAUAUGUCUGGAAGCUUGCAAAUUGGAUCAGACAUACUUAAUGACUUCGAUGUGAAUGUCACAAGAAAACGCAGCAGAGAUGAUGGGACUACUGCAGAAGUUAUGAUGACUCCGUGUACCAGUGAUCCACUUGAGUGUGCCCUGGUAAGCAAAUCUGCGAGUGAUAUAUUCACACAAAUUGUGUCAAGUGGAACUGGUUUGAAUAUUGUUCAGCCGGAGUGUUGUAGAAGAAAGAUUGAUCUCUCAGAAUGUUUAGGUGGCAUAAAUCUCACUGGUGAUGCAAACUGCAUGUUUCAAGAUCUUCUUGAGUGGUCACUUGGUAUGAAAUUAUCGACUGCUACGCAAACUGAAGGAAAAUGCAUCUCAGCACUUCAUCAAUCAAGUGGUUACUCAUUCAGUCUGACAAGGGUAAAUAAAGGAGGUACAGAGGAAGAAGUGGAAUUGGUGUAUAGUGUGUUGUCGUUGGGUGCAUUUGAGAGAGUGGCACCAGAGUGGAUGAGAGAAGUCAUAAUGUUCAGUGUGAAGAUGUGCCCUAUCUUCUUUGAGAGGGUAUCCCGGGUUAUCAAGCUCAGUGGCGGACUUGCAUAGGGACGGCCCCUCCCAAGUUUUUUUUAAGAAAAAAUUAGAUUUUUCUCGAGUUCAGGGCACAAAAAAGGUUGAAUUUCUCUUGAGUUCAAAUAUGAAAUUGAGAUUCUCUAUAUUUCAUGAAUAUUUGUAAAAUGUGUAGAGGGAUAUAGCCUUUUAAUUUUAUGAAACCUUGAAGUGUUGACACCUAGUUCAUUUGGAUUGAGGGUUACUAAUUAAAACAGUUAGAUAAAACAAGAGAUUGUUUAGCUUAGUUGUCAUGUAAGCGUGAUUUGGUUUCAUCUACACCUUGACUUCAUAUAAUAGAGUGAUUUGGUUUCAUAUA
This is a messenger RNA of Camellia sinensis, 1586 nucleotides long. It is a transcript of the gene TTN9, whose product is annotated as titan9. The record is from RefSeq and is a predicted model, not a curated record. NCBI's taxonomy places the organism in Eukaryota, Viridiplantae, Streptophyta, Magnoliopsida, Ericales, Theaceae. Gene Ontology annotation, biological process: developmental process involved in reproduction.